Molecule: messenger RNA, 2397 nt
Organism: Thunnus maccoyii (southern bluefin tuna)
Lineage: Eukaryota; Metazoa; Chordata; Actinopteri; Scombriformes; Scombridae
Gene: apof
Product: apolipoprotein F
Exons: 2
Coding region: 311-1651 (446 amino acids)
Biological process (GO): cholesterol metabolic process
Source: RefSeq, a predicted model, not a curated record
UCAAUAUUCAAGCCCUGAUCUCCCCGUUGAGCAAUGAGGCCAAAGAGAAGAGAGAGCUGAAAGACAGAUGAGACAGAGGGAGGGCUGUGGGAUGUCAUGUGUAAAGAAGGAGAUUCUCAUUGGAGGCAAAGAGAAAGAAGAUCGCUAUGCAUGUUUUGUGGAAGAAAAAAAAAAGUGGGGGAAAAAGGACAAACAAAAGCAUCCUACAGUACAUGCUGAAGCCGUAUUGGUCGUACUGCUACGCUGCGGACUCCACAUCUAAUCAUUAAGUGUAGUGGUUUUAGAAAAGAGCUCUAACAAGAGUGGAAGGAUGUUCUCCAAGCUCAAGUGGCUGAUUGUGAUCCAGCUCCUGCUGAAUGAACAGGCUCUGUGCAGAGUGCCACCUCCUUUGGCACUGAGGAAGACUCUGCUUCCAGAAACUGACAUCCAUGAAGUUGGAGAGAAGACGACCAAACAGGAUGAUCAGGCUCUCCGGGGCUCCCGACUCCAGCUCAGUCUCUCAUCUGCAGAAAAGCCUGGUCCUGUGUCAGCGGUUGGACAAAAAGAGGAGAGAGUCCAGUCUGCUGAACAUGUCAUAUCAGUCCUCAGGGCGAAGCUUCAGGGGCAGAUUCAAGAUCAUCUCCACAUUGAAGGAAAUGUCAGCUGUGGGGAUCUGCUGUCUGCCAGCACUGUGGAUGACCCGUUAUCCUCCGUGUUCCCGCAGGAGCUGCUGGGUCUCUCUUUAGUGCCCGUGUUGGUGGUGGCAGGCUGCCCACAGGAGGCGCAGACCCUGGUGCUCAAGCUGUACGACCUGCUGGGAGUGACUGACACAGAGGAGCUCCUGAUGGAGGUGGAGGAUCUGAUAAAGAGGAGGAUGAGCAAGUCAACAUCCAUGCCAACACCUGCAUCAACAGCAUCUACAUCAGAAAGGGAUCAAGCAGGGCACCACUUAGAGGCUUUGAUGUUUAACAUCCAGCAGCUGGCCGUAAUGGGAGAAGGUACAAUGGGACAAGGCACCUCUAAGCAUGAGGAGCGUUGUGAGGGUUGGACCAGAGUGAAUGGAACCAUACUGGUAGGAACAGCUGUGGAUGGAGCCACAGGUGGACUGGAGGAGGCUGUGGACACCUGUGAGAGACUGGGAGUCCUGUGUGCUGGUGUGACCAGAAGUGGACUACACAAACCUGGCAAGUAUGAGGCAGUGUUGAAGAAAGGCAGUCGCAUCCUGCCUUCUGAAUCCCCCGAGUCUGAGUGUUGGAUCCGUCAGUGCAGUGCAGAGGAGGAUGUUUCGAUCCCCGCCGCUUCAGGUGGACGGAUGAGGCGCAGCACCCAAAGGAGCUGCAUCAACAAAAGUGAGGAGCGCGUGUACAACGUGAUGGAGUGGAUCCCUGCUGUCAGCACCCUCUACAAUCUCGGCACAGCUGUGUAUUAUGCCUCAGUCAACUGCUCGGAAACUGCUAAGGAGAGAGCCAUCCUCAGUGCCGUUGACCUUGGCACAGAUGCUCUCAUGGUCGCCACAGGGGGGACUGCCGGGGUGGCGGGCUAUGCCCUGGGAGCAGGGGUGAAAACCGGGGUAAAAGCUGGAGUCAGGUAUCUACUCAACUCCAUGAAGGAUGAAGACGACGUGCUGGUGAACCAGUUCAGCUGGGAGGAAGGUGUCAUCACUGUACAGUAGACUGAUGCUUGUGAAGCUUUAGUAAUAAAUAUAUUUUAGUUUAUACAUGUUUUAAAAUAACGAGAAAGGAUCAAUGUUCGUUAACUGACAUGGUUUCGGAGUAACAAAAUAUCUUACCAGACUUUACAUAAUCUAGAUAAUUUGGAAAACAGGAUUAUUCAGUGGAUCAUCAGAAUCAUGUUUGAAAGGGGAAAAAAAGCUUUUUUGCAUUUUGUUUUGUGUAACUGUGCACAUAAACAUCAUUUUACACAAUUUGCACAAUAAUUAUUCUUUCUUGAAGAUGAUUUUCAUGAUUUUCAGAGAGAAAGAGAGACAAUCUAACCUUAAGGCUAUUAAAAUAGUAUAAAGUGAUUUACAUUACACAUUCAUUGUAAACAAUCUCAAUAAUCUAACAAUAAGUAAAGUCAGAAAAUAAGCUUUGUACCUUUGCUUUUAGAAAAAUAUCUCCUUUUGUGUAUAAUAGAUACAACAGUUGUACAAUUUAUCCUGUUAAGCAGCAACAUUUAAAGAACUGGUCUCAGGAAACUCAGCCCUUAAACCCUCAAGACUUUGAUUUGUACCCUCCACCACUGUUUUUUCUUUUCCUCAUGUCCUCCAUCAGUCUUCUUCCUUCCAAUCAAAACCUUCUGUCUGGUCAGAGUCACAUUCCCACCUCUGGUGUAAUUGCAGGGACAAUAGAUUGAGAACUGAAUUUUGUUGUUUUAUAUGUUUUCCUUUACAUGUUAAUAAAGUGUAUAUUAAAUCUG